Molecule: messenger RNA, 1026 nt
Organism: Adineta ricciae
Lineage: Eukaryota; Metazoa; Rotifera; Eurotatoria; Adinetida; Adinetidae
Source: the annotation of a GenBank genome assembly
AUGUCUGCAACACUUGCUCAAGCUCAACAAAUAAUGUCUUCGUAUGGUCUUUCGAUAUUUUAUAUUUUAGGCACAAUUGGUAAUUUUCUUUUAAUUUGUAUAUUUUUACAGCCAACGCACCGUCGAAAUCCUUGCUCACUCUAUUUAUUGGCUACAGCGAUUGUCAACUUUAUUCUUAUACAAUGUGUUCUACCAUUGUCAGUCUAUUCUGCAUAUCACACCGAUCCACAAAAUGUCUCAAUGAUUUGGUGCAAAAUCCGUAGCUAUUUAUUCAAUUCUCUUUUGAUGAUAUAUCGUUGGAAUAAGACGGCUGCUUGUAUCGAUCGGGCAGCAAUGUGUAGCCGAUAUGUCCGAAUACGAGCUUUCAGUCAUGUUCGUAUUGCUCGUCGGAUUAUAUUUAUCAUAAUCUUCGUAUGGGUCACGAUACCAGUUCAUUUAGCCGUUUAUUUUCGAAUCGAAUCGGGUCAUUGUAUGCCAUCACAAACUGCUUAUGCAAAAUUUUUCAGUUUCUACUCUAUUGCAGUCUCAGGUUGGUCACCGGCAUUAGCCAUGGCUAUAUUCGGAAUUAUUGCAUAUAGGAAUUUGAAAAUGAUUAGAGCAAAUGUCCAUAGACUGGAUCAUGCAGAUCGGAUGGCAAUCGACCGAGGUAACAAUCUCUAUCAACAAGGAUUAACAUCAAAGCGUAUCGGUCAACGCGAUCAACAAUCGGUUUUGUUACUCGUAUGCGAGGUAGUUUUGUAUAUUUGUACAAAUCUUCUGUAUUCCAUCAAUAUUACGUAUUCGGCUAUUACUGCUGACAUAUCAAAAUCAGUGGAACGUAUUGCAAUUGAGUGGUUUAUUGCUUAUAUUUCCACACCAUUUUUAGUCAUCAUUAAUAAUUGCGCACCGUUUUAUCUUUAUCUCUUCGUUUCCAGUAGAUUUCGGCAAGACGUCAAAAGAUUUCUUACAAAAUGUUGUUACACAGCUCGAGUCGUGCCGCAACCUGGUAAUCUAGCGUCAAUAGCUGCCCGUCAACAAACACGAUAA